AUGUCUAGCAAACCCCAGACGAACGUUGGUGUUCUGCCUAGCCAGAACUUUCAGAAACCUCUUACUCCACGUGCUCGCGCAGAAGCAUCUCGUAGACUUUGCACACAGGGACAAGAGGGCAAAACAUCCCAGAAUGUCAAUCUCGUUCUCAAGGAGAUGUCAAUCGGUGUCAAGGCACCUACCUUGACCCCAAAAGUUAGAGAGUCACUUAAGGAAUUUACUCUCUUUCCAGAUCUUCCCACCGAGCUGAGGAUUAAGGUUUGGGCAUUAGCAGAUCGAUCCGAAUCACGCAUCUUUGAGCUAGUAUUCCACCCUCUCACGAAAGAGAGCCACCACAUCUUCAAAGUUUCAAAGCAAACCAACCGUGUUCCAGCAAUUAUGGAAGCUCUUCAUGGGAUACCGGAAGGAAUUGCAUCGAAUGAUAUGGUACCAGGCUCAUCUAGCACCAGAGAAGUCUUCAUUGUGGUUAAGUCAGAAUGUGCCCAAUAUGCUGCAGGAGCAAUGCCGAAUACACUCAGCUUUCGACCUGCUCUCCACGAAGGUCUAAGGUGGGAUGAUAGGAGAGUGAGAUACAAUUGGACAAUGAACAUCGAUUGCAUCAAUCGUGGCUUCGAUAUCGGAUCUCCUGAAAUUAAAACUGGUAAAGGUCAUAACCUCAAACAUGACGGAAUGAUGGUUUCCAUUCACGAUAUUCAAAAGCUGGUUGCAGAUGGUGGAAAAUUCAUUGAUGAUCUGAAAACUCGUACUGGCGUUGACAUUCAUUUCCCGAAAGACCUAUGGGAAUACCAAUACUCAGCCGUAGGCAUGGGCUCGCAAUCCACAAGUAUGAUUGAAUUUGAAAUCGGCUUGUACAAUGGUACUCAUGAAGCAAUUAAAAAAUGCAAGGAAGAGAUCCAGGCAAGAUGUCUUGUUCCAUGGCACGAGAUCCCCAAGGAUAAUUGA
This is a messenger RNA of Sclerotinia sclerotiorum 1980 UF-70, 942 nucleotides long. RefSeq lists its product with no specific name. NCBI's taxonomy places the organism in Eukaryota, Fungi, Ascomycota, Leotiomycetes, Helotiales, Sclerotiniaceae. The coding region runs from base 1 to 942 and encodes 313 amino acids. The transcript is spliced from 5 exons. The record is from RefSeq and is a predicted model, not a curated record.